Messenger RNA from Eublepharis macularius, 2912 nucleotides. RefSeq lists its product as uncharacterized. The record is from RefSeq and is a predicted model, not a curated record. The transcript has 4 exons. Bases 188 to 1099 code for a protein of 303 amino acids. NCBI's taxonomy places the organism in Eukaryota, Metazoa, Chordata, Lepidosauria, Squamata, Eublepharidae.
UGAGACGAGAAAACUGGUGAAAUCCAUGGCUUCUCUAAGAAACUGACACUAGACAAUACGAAUGGUGCCAAGCAGAACUGAGGCAGCGGCUCCUAUCCUGUAAUGUGAAGCAUUUUCACAUUUGACAGGACAGACAUUUUCUAGUCCAAGAAAAAGCCUACAUGAGCAGGAAGAGCAGACCAUUAUCAUGGCCAAAGGAACAUACCAAGCUAGUCUCCAGUUUCUUGUGGGCUCUUUUGUAGUCCAGGCAGUUGUUCUUCAGACUGACCUGCCACUAAAGAAUGUAAACAUGCCAAGUACAGUGAUUCCUCAAGAGGCAAGAAAUACCACCAUAUCUAGCAGCCCUGGAAUACCCACUGUGCCCAGUAAAGAAGCAGGGAAUAAAACCACACUGCAGAAUGCAGAUACUAGUAUAGCUGCAAUACGGAAUGCAACCAGUUUCACUUCCAUGCUGCAUCCUUUUGCACAAACCACCCACUCUUCUCAUAUAGAAGCAAGCAGUCCAGCAGAGAUCACAGCUGAAAUCACAACAGAUAUAACAGAUUUUCCUACAGAGUCCUUUAUUAGUAAUUCUCCACAUCAAUCCCCUGGUGAAGACUCAGAAGUCACAACUUCAGCUAUCACACAAAAGCUGACAUCUCAGCCUUUUGCAACUUCAUCAUUGUCCAGUAGCACAGUGUUGCAUUCAGUUUCAGCCAGCCAAUUACCAGGGGCAGGAAUUCGUAUGAAGAACUCAGAAUUCAUCCUAACUGUUGGUUUUGCCCUCAUUCUCACACUGACAAUUCUAGGGCUUGUUGUUUACAUUCUUAAUAAAUACAGGAUACGGAGAGCUCAGUAUUCGCACCACCAACUCUAUGACUCCUCUGUCGAUACAGUGGAUAGAUAUGCUACCCCAGAUGAUACACUUGUAAUAUCAGGAGGUUUAUAUGAUGCAUCAUAUAACUCUAACACCACAAUGUAUGAAGAUGAAGCACUUCAAACGGAUCAUUUAUCAUUUAGUGCUCAACCUGGACAAUUCAGAUUGGAAUUUUUUGGUGAAAAAGAAAAUGGCAUUUCUUUGACUGCUGAAACACUUAAGGUGCCACCAGGAAGCUUAUAAUGGUUGUACAGAGAUAUUUUAAAGCGACUAAACUGAGCAUUGCAACUAUUUUAUUUAUUAAGAAACUAAUCCAGCUUGAUUAAAAUGAGAAAGUAGAAUUAAGGAAAUAAAAUUAUUAAAGAAAAAAAGCUACUCAAACAUAUCCAACAGGUAAUAAAAAUUCUCCGCUACUUGAUGGUAUAAAGUUUUGAAGCUGUCUUUUGGGCAGUCUUGUGUUUAGUCAAAUACCUUCAACCUGUUCCAGUUCAUUCUUUAAUGAAACUACAUUUUUACUAACCUAAAAAUCAUCAAAUUGUUUUUUUCUGUUCAGCUGUUAAGUACAGCUCAGUGUAUGGAGAAGACUGACAUAUGACUCAAUGGAGCUCUCUUUCCUCCCUUCCCCUUCCUUUGAGCAGAACUGUGCAAUUCUCAUAUAAAUGCACCUAGCUAUCCUUCUCCUCCCCAGAUACACUGGAUAUAGCAGGGAGGCAAAAGGGAUUUAGCAAGUCCUGAUCUGCUACCACAGAUACAGCUCCAUCAGAAUGAGGGUGGAUCAUGUUGUAAGUUCAGAGGGGAAUAACAUUUUGAAUUUAAGCCUAGCAUUAAAAAAUCUGAGUCUUUCCAAUAGAAUAAGAACAUGCUACUUUAAAAAUAAAAACUAUUAUAACAGAAUACAACAAAGGCAGAAUUGAAUUCAAGUAAACUUGACAGUUACAGCAGCAAUGGCUUUUAUAUUUAUGUGAAGAGUUUUCCAGCUUCCUUUAUUUUUUUUCUUCUGUCCACCUUGGAGACUGCAGCCCAUUCAGCAUCUCUUGUUUUUCUCAUAGCUGCAAAUUUUACAGAAGAUGUAGGAGUUGUCCAAGAGGUUGGAGUGUGGACCUUCAAAAUUUUUAAAAUAUCAAUUAAUUUUGAUAAGCAGCACUUUGUGUCAUUUAUUGUUUUUAAGUCAUACUAAAAAAUAUACCUUUUUUGGCAUUGUGACACUUAAGCGAGAAUCUUGUGGAUAAUCUUUAUGCAUUUUUUUAAACAUUUCGUGCUCUGAUGUGAUAGUCUUGAAAAAAAAAGUUUUAAAGUAAAUAGUAGUAUUUAUAGAGUUCUUCUAUGAUUUCUUUUAAUAACUUGACAUCACAUUUAUUUAUUUAAUUACUUCCAACAAGCAGAUUAAUGGAUCCAGAGACUGUUUUCCACCAGUGAAAGUAACUUCUGCCAGCAUAAGGGGGGGGGGGGGACGAUGUUCACGAAUUCCCCUUCCGUCUGCACACUCCAAUUCCUACCCACCCUGACUGAUCUCAAUGAUCUCCUAUUCUCUAAGAGCAAUAUUUUGGGAAACCCAGUGGAUCAGCAAAAAUUGCCCUACCGGCAGUGUGACACCUUUGGAUCCAGACCACUGAAAAUAGGACUUGAUGAACACUCAUGUGUUAUGGAGCAGUUGAUGCAGCUUUUCUGUAUUGUUAAGUUUUACAAUUGUUGUACAUUAGUUUUACUGAUAUUUUGAAAGAUGCUCUGAGUUUAAGAAAGAUAGGAUAUAAAUUUUUAAACUAAAUAGUAACAAUGAACAGCCAAAUGUUAUUUAAUUAUGAAACAAAUAAAUAUAUUCAGCUGUAUGUUUUCUAAUGGUCAGAAACGAUCUGCUAAUGCUUUAUCAACGGAAAUUAAUGAUAUAUGGUCUUUUGAUAGUUGGAAAUCUGUUCUGUAUUUUGGAAUGCAACAUCCAUCAGAGCUGGGAGGUGACAGAUUUCAGCUACUGGAAGGGACAGAGAAAUCAUUUGAAUUUGGAAGAUGUUUCAGAUAGGGAGAGGAAAAAACCAACAGAGGAGAUGUCUUCACUGGAAUU